Molecule: messenger RNA, 3384 nt
Organism: Passer montanus (Eurasian tree sparrow)
Lineage: Eukaryota; Metazoa; Chordata; Aves; Passeriformes; Passeridae
Product: cytosolic carboxypeptidase 6
Exons: 13
Coding region: 246-1742 (498 amino acids)
Biological process (GO): proteolysis; negative regulation of DNA-templated transcription
Molecular function (GO): zinc ion binding; DNA binding; metallocarboxypeptidase activity
Source: RefSeq, a predicted model, not a curated record
UGGGCGAGGAUGGAAGCGGACGCUGCUUCCCGCGCAGGCUGUUCCCGGGCAGGGGCUCCCGGGAAAGGCUCUCUCCGGGCAGGAUGAGCGCGGGAAGUCGCUCGCAGGGAAGGCUGUCCCCGGGCAGGCUGUCCCCGGGGAGGGCCGUCAGCCCCGCCGCCAUGUCGGGGGGGAGCGGGGCUCCCCCAUGGCGGUGACGCGCGUUGCCAUGGCGACGGCCGGGCGGCGUUGGGGGGGGUGGCGGGAUGACAACAAAUAUGGCGGAGAGGAGCAGGACGGCAGAGACGGGCAGUGCCAUUGGAAGUGAUGAUAUCAUAGCAGGGAACGUGAGCAAGUACAUUGUUCUCCCAGCUGGUUACUGUGGACAGCCCAAAAAAGGACAUCUUAUAUUUGAUGCCUGUUUUGAAAGUGGGAACCUUGGGCGGGUGGACCACGUCACAGAGUUUGAGUAUGACCUCUUCAUUAGGCCAGACACCUGCAACCCUCGCUUCCGAGUCUGGUUCAACUUCACCGUGGAGAACGUGAAGGAAUCACAGAGAGUAAUUUUCAAUGUUGUCAACUUCAGUAAAACCAAAAGCCUCUACAGAGAUGGGAUGGCUCCAAUGGUGAAAUCCACAAGCCGGCCAAAAUGGCAAAGAAUCCCCUCCAAAAAUGUGUAUUACUACCGCUGCCCAGACCACAGGAAGAACUAUGUCAUGUCCUUUGCUUUUUGCUUCGACCGAGAGGACGACACUUACCAGUUUGCCUACUGCUACCCCUACACCUACACCCGCCUUCAGCACUACCUGGACAACCUCCAGAGGAGGAACAUGGACUACUUCUGCAGGGAAUUGCUGGGGCUCAGCGUGCAGAAACGGCGGCUUGACCUCCUGACAAUAACCAGCCCUGCAAACCUGCGUCCAGGGGCUGAACAGAAAGUGGUGUUCAUCACAGCACGGGUCCAUCCUGGGGAAACACCCUCUUCCUUCGUCUGCCAAGGUAUAAUUGAUUUCCUCGUGAGCCACCAUCCAAUUGCCAAAGUACUGAGAGACCACCUGGUGUUCAAGAUUGCUCCCAUGCUCAAUCCUGAUGGAGUUUACCUAGGAAAUUACAGGUGCUCCCUGAUGGGGUUUGAUCUGAACCGGCACUGGGCAAAUCCCUCUCCGUGGGCUCAUCCCACCCUGCACGGAGUGAAGGAGCUCAUCAUCGACAUGUACAACAACCCGAAGAUUAACCUGGAGUUCUAUAUCGACAUCCAUGCCCACUCCACCAUGAUGAAUGGCUUCAUGUAUGGGAACAUCUUUGAAGAUGAGGAAAGAUUUCAACGGCAGGCUGUUUUUCCCAAGCUGCUCUGUCAGAAUGCUGAAGACUUCUCUUAUUCCAGCACGUCGUUCAACAGGGAUGCUGUGAAAGCUGGGACAGGCCGGCGCUUCCUUGGCGGGCUCUUAAACGACACAUCCUACUGCUACACUCUGGAGGUCUCCUUCUACAGCUACAUUCUGGGUGGAACUGCUCCUGCUGUGCCCUACACCGAGGAAGCCUAUAUGAAGCUUGGAAGAAAUGUGGCCAGGACAUUCUUGGAUUACUACAGGCUGAACUCCUUGGUGGAGGGACCACUAGCACCUACUCCUAAAACUCGGAAGGACAACGUGCCACUCUACAAAUGCACUGCCCAGCAGGGCCCCGGGAACAGCCGUGCUGCAGGCAAACCCGAGAAGAGGAGCCAGGCGCACCUGAAGGACUCAUCUCCUUCCACUCGCUGAGGAGAGGAGAGGAGAGGAGAGGAGAGGAGAGGAGAGGAGAGCUGUAGGGCAACACGUCGCAGUCAGGAAUCGAUGAUGUUUCUCUUUUUUUUUUUUUUUCCCAGACAAAUAUUUCUAAGAUAACAAAUAGUCCAAGGAGCAAAGAGGGAGAGGGAAAUUAGCUAGAAAUUUUACUAUUGAUUCUUUUUUAUUUAUAGAUGGUGAAUCAAUUUCAGGGCUUUUUUUUUUUUUCUUCCCUAUCUGUGGGGGGAAAAAAAAGAGUGAACUUAUAGAUUUGCAGAAAUCAUUUGUGGUGUCUGAAAAGCUAUUUGUUAAAAUGAGAAAGCCUCUCCUUCCUCCACCAGUCCCCUUCUCUCUCUUUAAAGGGGUAAUCCAUACAAUGAGCUAAUGAGGGAGUCCUGGCUUCUCUACUGCACCAUCUGAUGUCUCCCCUUUUAAUGCUGGGCUCAGAAGCCCUUAUGCCUACUGCAUGUGCUAGUCCUGUUAGCUUGCAUUAAGAGAGCCUGAUAAAUAGCUUCAGGGAGCCAGGCAGGUGCUUCUCAGUGUGCAGUUUAUCAUCCACUGCAUGGCUGGGUUUUUUGCUCUUCUAUCAGAUCAUUUGAGGAGAGGGGUCAUGUGAGAAAUGGGACUGUCAGGCUGCAGGCAUGAAACUUGCUGCAAGACCUGUCCAACAGGCAGGGACAGUGGUCCUCCAUCAAAAACUGCUUGGGGUCUAGAAAGACCAAACUCACCAAAAGAUGUAUGACUGAGGCAGUGUGAGCGAGGAGUAGUGCUGAAAGGGGUGAGCAAAAGUGUUGUGUAAGAAAUCCCAAGUAAAACCUCAGCACCUCCCCAUUACAUAGGGAAUGCCAUGAUCUAGAAACAGAGUCAGGCUGAGCUGGGUCCCACAUCCCACUGGACCUCCUGGGAGCCACUGGCACAUGGUUUCCAUCCAGUUUGCAUUACUGCAGCCAGAAGGAGUGAGCAGGUAUGAGUAAGGACAAAAGCUUGGCUCUGCAUGCCUCUGAAGAAGGACAAGCUACUCAGGAUCUGCCAAAACUUGAGCUGAACUCAUCUGUGCAUUAGCCACCCAUUAGCUGGGCUUUCUUUUGUUGCUGUCUGACAAGGGGAACUCACUUGAAAGCAAGGAGGUAUCCCACUGUAAGGAAAAUGAUUUAAAACACCAAGCAAACCUGCUACCGUCACUACUUCCAGGUGAGAGGGUUAAACUGUGUACAUUUUGGGGAGAAUAAAAUGCCUUCAUAUGAUGAAUUCCAAGGCAUCCAAAAGGCACAGUGCUGGCUCUCUGUCUCCAAAAUCAGAGUAAUGAAUAGCAGUGACAGUGAGAUAAUUAAAAUGACCUCUUGGAGAUAUGGAUUGGAAGGUACGUGGAGGGGGGGAUAAGUUCUCCUUUGAAUUAAUCUAGUGCUAAUUUAUGACUAUCAUUGCGUUUUAUAGCAUUUUAGUGAAGAUUUUCAAAGUUGGUUUGCUGGAGUUAAAAUGUUCUUUCCCAUGUUCAUUGCAAAAACACUUGCAGAAUUCCUUAUUAUUUAUUUUUGGAUGUUACUAUAUAUACAUACAUACAUAUAUAUAUAUAAUAAGAGAGUUUCAGUAUUUGCUUAGCUGCUAGAAAGACUACUCUAGAAAUAUGAAUAAAGUGAAA